AAGUUAGUGAGUAUAUCUAAUAGUCACCUACCAAAUAUAAAGGAAGAUGAAUUAAUGGUUGGCGCAGCAAUUUUUUCCGUGGUAGUGCCACUAUGUUAGCUAAUAGCUAAAUGGUUUAGCGUUUUACGAACUUUUUUGGAAAGUAGCUAUCGUUCGUUUUAACGUGUUUGAUCUGGUUUACUGAUUUAGGUACAAAUAACCUUUAUACUCUGUGGGUUUAGAGUUGAAGGUGGUAAUGUAAAACGACAGUGGGACGGACGAUUCCAUAGUUCAAAGGUUCUUUCUUUAUGAAUAAUUAUUUCUUUGUAAAUUUUGGUCAAGUCCUCUCGAAUUGGUUUUGUUUGCAAUUUGUCAACAAGUAAGAAGUCAUUAUUAAUGUUAUCCUUUCUAAACAAAAAUUGGGCAAGAGUUCAUAUUAGUUUUGCCCACCCUUUUUUAAAAUACGUUAUUGUUGAGGUUUCCUUUUGGAUUAUUCCUUUGCCUUCUGCUCUCUGCUUUUGAAUAUAAAUUUUAUAUCGUAUUGAAAAAGUUAAUAUGGAUGAAAAUAUACCAUCAGAGCACGACAACUUGCUUAAAAAACACAGAAAAGAAAAAAAGGAUUUGCAAGCUCAAAUCCAUUCUAUGAAAAAAAGCAUACCCAAAGGUGAUAAGAAACGAAAAAAAGAAGUUAACGAAGAUAUUACCAUUUUGGAGAAAGAAUUGGAAGAAAGACACAAAAAAGAAUUAAGCGAAGCAGAUGCUCUAAAUAAAAUGGCACCAAAUGAAAAUGGUACAGGGGAAAAACAUUGUGCAUCCAGUGAAAACAGUAUACAGGAAGAAGUAUUGCAGGUUCAACGGGUUUCGCGAGCUCAAAAACGGCGAAAUAAAAAGGACCAAGACGCAAAAGAACGGGAAAAAAGGAUCACUGAACAGGCGGAACGAAAUAAAGAAGGACCUAGGCACACUGAAAUGAUUUUAAUAAAACAAUUGCUCAAGGCAUGUAACAGGCAGAUAUAUAACAUACCUGCUGAUGGAAAUUGUUUGUAUCUUGCUGUAAAUCAUCAACUCGAAAUUAUGGGCCAACCAACAUACAGCAUUAGCGACCUGCGGAAGAAAACUGCAGAUUUUAUGCGUAAAAACAAGAAUGACUUCCUUCCAUUUAUGUUCAACGAAUUGGACAGCGAUGAUGAAAUAAAUGAAGAAACUUUUGAGAAAUAUUGUAAAAAUGUGGAGACAACCAAACUUUGGGGUAGUCAGUUGGAACUUAAAGCUCUUUCAAGUAUUGUUUCAUGUCCCAUAAAAAUUAUUCAAGCUGGUAGUCCUCCUACUUUACAAGGAGAAAAUAUUAAUGGUCCGGAAUUAGUCAUUACGUAUCAUCGGCAUUUGUAUAGAUUAGGUGAACAUUACAACUCAACACUUACCUGCGAAGGAGUUUCAUCUUGAAAACAAUACAUUUUGCCAUGAUAAAUCAAAUGUUCAUUAAAUUGACCUUGUAUUCCUUUACUAAAUACAAUUACUAAUUAAAAUAUAUACAAGGGGGGAGAGGGCUACAAAAACAAAUACAAAAGAAGAUGGAUUAAACAGCUAUUCUCUUAAAUUAAACCACUUAAUGUUUAGAUUGCUUUAUUUUAUUGUUUCAAUUUAAUGAGAAAAUUUCAGUUAAUAUGCAGAGUAAUUCAAAUUGAAUCCACACCAUUGGGAGCUCUAUCUAGACGUCGUAGCAAGAUUGUUAAAAUGGGGCAAGAUUUCGUAGCUACUAGAAAAAUGGAAAAUUAAGAUUUUCAUUUUAAGGUUCCCUGGAGUGAUUUCACAAGAUAGCUCAAAAUGAAAAGCACAUCUUUUGUUGCUAUGUUUUUUCUGAUGGGCACCAUCAUUGCUUCAUUAGUAGUUUUGUUUUUUUAGAAUAAUUAUAUGAGAAAAUUUGUAGCUGCUUCUAUUACAAAUUUAAUAAACAGUUUCUGACAAAUUAGACCACUCACUAGCCAUUUUUGUAAAAACAAAAUUUAACAUUUUUAUUUAUGAAAAAACAAAAAAAUUGAAUCAAUCACUAUAUUUCUUUUACCAAAAGUGUUAGUUAACAAGACAAGAUGGGACAAGAAAUUAAUAUUUUAAUCCAAUUGGACUUUAAAACAACAAUCUGAUAGCCAACCCAAUGACUAUCAGAUUUUAUCACAGUAAAUUCUUAUAAUUUGCCAUGAAUACCAUGAAU
This is a messenger RNA of Cylas formicarius (sweet potato weevil), 2188 nucleotides long. Its product is annotated as deubiquitinase OTUD6B. Gene Ontology annotation, molecular function: cysteine-type deubiquitinase activity. The coding region runs from base 535 to 1422 and encodes 295 amino acids. NCBI's taxonomy places the organism in Eukaryota, Metazoa, Arthropoda, Insecta, Coleoptera, Brentidae. The transcript has a single exon. Gene Ontology annotation, biological process: protein deubiquitination. The record is from RefSeq and is a predicted model, not a curated record.